Messenger RNA from Oryzias melastigma (Indian medaka), 3837 nucleotides. RefSeq lists its product as uncharacterized. The coding region runs from base 950 to 3313 and encodes 787 amino acids. Lineage: Eukaryota; Metazoa; Chordata; Actinopteri; Beloniformes; Adrianichthyidae. The record is from RefSeq and is a predicted model, not a curated record. The transcript is spliced from 19 exons.
AGUCUUGGUAGUCUGAAAGGUUUUCGAGCGGACAAGGUGUCAAGAAAACACCCACUACUGAACAUGGUAUGACGUAAAAUGUAAAGACGUAAGCAGGAAUGAAGACAACAGCUACCACCUGACUAACAAGACCAGACAAGAAAUGACUAACAAACGGAUAUUAAAAGAAACAGGUGGGUGACUAGCAAUAUUGAAAGCAAAAGCAACUUUUUUAAUUAAAACUUUAUUUCUUAACUUUAUUAAAACAAAAAAUAAUUAAAAGUACAGAAGGAAAUUGGCAGGUAAUAACUCCCUUGUCAGGUGAAAGGGGAAAGAAUGUUACGGCUCCAGUUCUGUUUGCACUUAGACACUAGUUGGGUUUUUUUCUGUAAUUCCUGGUAUUUCUCAUUAUGUUUCAGCUCAGAAGCAUAAAUACCUGAGUAAUUCUCCGUAAUCAUACUUUCAGCGCAAAAGGGCACACCCUAAUGCUUUUAAUUCAUAAACUUAAUCAAAUAUAUAAUUUUUAACGUUUGAAUAGAGAUGUUUUUACUUUUGGUGUUUGUUUUUUUAGAAACCUGCAAUAAAAAAAUGAGUUUCACAAUAUUUAAAGACUAAAAAAGUUUUAAAGUUUGGAUAUUUUGGAUUAGUUAUUUGCGAUAAACACAAAAAGAGAAAACGUUGCUUGAGCUCAGUUCCCUGUGAUUUUUUUUUUCUAUUUUUUUAAUUAUUUUUAAGGGGUUGACCUAUUUCCAUAGACAUGAAUAAUCCAAACCGUGCAGCAUCACUGUGGCGUAUCACAGCUUGAAGGGGCGUUUCCUUCCAAAAGCUCCACCUCCAACUGCUCCUCUUCAAAGUAUCUCAAAAGUUGAGUGAAGAAAUACUUGGCAACGAAGAUCGAGUGAGAUCCUGAGCUGAUAAGAUAUCUGAGCGCUUCAGUAAAAGAAGAAAAGCUGAUUGGUCCUCCUCCAACAUGCUCCGCCUCCUGCUGACUCUGUGUGCUCUUUUCACACUCACAGGUUCAGUGUCCAUCUCCCUACAGCAACAAGUCAGCAUUUCUAGGUGUCCCAUCACAUACUACACGAAAAAGUAUGAAAAUGUUUAUGUGGACUCCAAUGAUAACAGGAUCAGAAUUUGCUUUAGAGGCCCUGCAGACAGCACCGAUUGCAUCAAAGGGCCUGUGAUCGACGCCAACAGUCCAAUCCAGUUCAAUACGUACCAAGACGGCUCCUUGAAUGACAAGAUCCGCAAAGAGCUGGGACACCUCACAAAUGCUUUGAAAUGCUAUUCAUACUUUUCAUUCUUAAGUGACAAAAGGCUGACUACCCUGAAAAUAUACCAGUUUGGUAUUGAGACUGCUCUUGGAUUAGAUUACUCUGAUUAUCAGCAACCUAAUACACCAUCGACGGAACAUCCUCGGUACACUAGCACUUUGGUCAACGGAAAAGAAGUCCAGACUCUGACCGCUGUCAUACCAGCGCGUGAAUAUUACGUAGACAUCACUGGUUGCAGACCCUCAGGUUUUGGCAUGGCACGUGACACCACCAAGUCUGUUCCUGAGAUUUGCACCACAUACUCGUGCAGCUUGGCUGCAGUCGGAUCAAGUACCACCUGCGGUGACGGUGAAUACUGUGACGGCAAAGGAAGCUGCCGGCAAAUGGAGAUGUGCACAGUGACCGGUCCCACUGUCAUUGACUUCAAGGAAAAAAUCAACUCUGUGUCCGACCGGUGUGAGUACUCUCUGCUGCACGAUCAGUCUACUGGAUUCUCUCUGAAGGCCAACUUCCUGGACCGUCGUCGCAGAGAUGUGAGCUUUGUGGACAGUCUCACUCUGGACUUCAGUGACAGUGAUGACAUUCAGCUGCUGCAAGGACACAGAGUCACGGUAGCAGGAUCACCUGUGACCCUCACCAGUUCAGUCCAGACGUCUGGUGGAGUUGAUCUCUCCAAGGACCAGACUGGAGUCACAGCAAGCUUUUCACUCCAAAGCUCAUCUGUGUCUGUGUUCUAUGAUGGAACCACAGUUCAGAUCUUCAUAGAUGUCCUUGCAGGUAAAUCUUAUACGGGUCUGUGUGCAGACUCCAGCACUUCAUCAUCUUCAAGACUCUCCAGUGACGCCAGCUGUCUGAAUCAAUAUGAAGACAAAGUCGAUGACAAAGUCAACUGCACCACCAUGACUCAACAGUGUAACAUCCUGAAAUCUGCACCGUUCUCCUCCUGUAACUCUAAAGUUGACCCUCAACCAUACAUAACGGCCUGCACUGAAACUAUGUGCACAUACCCUGAUGUGGACGGUCUCAGGUGUCAGUUCCUGGAGUCCUACGCCAAAGUCUGCGAGAAGAAAGAAGUCAACCUGCAGAACUGGGAGACAGGAGCUCAAUGCUCCGAUUCUACACUCAUGUGUCAGAACACAAUCUGCAGCGAUCAUGAGUUUUGUGGAGAAAUAUUCGGCACCGCUGGAUGUCGCUGUAGAGCAAUUUUUGCCGCUCCAUACAUAAAUUCAAGCAGUUUUGGAGGCCCAACUGUCUGCGAUCACAACUCAGCCUCACUGACUUUGGUGAACUGUCUCUUGGACCAAAAAGGCAUCAACUCCUCUAGCUUAACUCUUCUGGAUAAAACCUGCAAGGGUCAAGUGAAUGACAAGACUCACACGUUGACCUUUAACUUCACCAGUGAUAGUUGUGGGACAAUAGUGAAUACCAACAACAGCCAAGUCAUCUUUACAAAUGCUGUUACUUUGCAAGAUGAGAUCACUCGAAAGGACCAUGCUUACAUUGAGUUCUCUUGCAUCUACAAAAAGCCAGAAGUGAACCAUGUGGCCUUCAGGAUCCAAGACAGCCCAGUGGUUCAGAGUGUAACAUCUGGAAAAUGGAAUCACACUGUGACAAUGGUAGCCUUUGCUGAUGCCUCUCGCACUCAAAUGGUGGACACAAACUAUCAAGUCCAACUUAAUCAGAAGAUCUGGGUUGAGCUGAAGAGCAGCGGUCUGGAUGAGAACUUGAUCUCUACAGUAACGGAUUCUUGCUGGGCAACAAAUCAGCAGUCAUCUGACAGCACUCAGAAAUACUUUCUGAUCCAGGAUGGCUGUGCAAAUUUGGCUGACCAGACUGUCCAAGUGGAAAGAAAUGGAGAUGGAAUUCUGAACUACUUCUCCUUCAACAUGUUCAAGUUUACUGAUGAGUCUCGAGAUCUCUAUCUUCACUGCAAACUGCAGCUGUGUCUCAAGCAGGAGGGCAACUGCAUCCCGCAAUGUUCUUCUCAAGGCAAAAGAAGACGCAGAUCAGCCAAAUACAAUCAAGAAGAGGCAGCCUUCCUGAGCAUGGGUUGGAGUGCUUAAACCUCUUCGAGAUUAUUCAAUAUUUUCCUGUCAAGUGAUGAUUAUUUUUCUUUCAUUUUAAACAUUAAUGCAUAACAAAAUACUGUAAACAAUAAUAGGGAAACAGAAAUAGAAAGAAUAAGUUAACAUCUUAUCUUUUAAAUGUUGUUUCUAUGGUUAUAUGAAUUUAUGCACAAGCCAAAAACCUGGAUUCUGAGCCCUGAAUUGGGCUUGGUCCUGUCCUGAACCAGAACCCAAAGGUGUUGUAAGAGCAUCUUUUCUCUGAUCUUCAUCUGUUUAAUCAUAUUUCUCAGCUCCUAAUGAAUUUCUCACAUAUAAUGAAAUUCGUGUCUCUCGAAUUUUCUUUACUUUAAGUAAUAAAAUGGUACAGUAAAAGGUUAAGGGUCACAUAUAUUACAUAUCUAAUUUGAAUUACUUCUGUUCUGUAAAUCAUUAAAAGAUUAUUCACUUGCUGUUUUUCCUUUUUGUGUUUUUCUUAGUGUGUAUGACUAUUUACUUGAGAAACCAUUGCAUAAAUGAAGAAU